CCCUAAAGAAAGUAGAAACACACAGAGAGAUCUAGAGAGAGAAAGCAAGAGAGUUUUAGAGAGAGAGAGAGAGAGUUGCGCUUGGAGGGUGGCGACUACAGAGGAAGGAGGAGGAGCAGGGGUAGGAGGAGGAGGAUCGCCCAGUGGUCGCCUACACUCGCUCUGGUCAUCGUUGUUUUCGAGAUUUGUAGGUGUUCUUGGGCAAAUCAAUACCAGUAAUCAACCAUCUGAAAUGGCUUCAAGACCCAUUGUUCCGCAGCACCAUCAACCCAGAGGUGAGGCAUUAGCUGGGGAUGGUAAGCAGAGGAAAAACGGGGCGGCUGAAGGGAGAAACCGCCGAGCACUAGGCGACAUUGGUAAUCUUGUAACUGUUAGAGGAGUAGAUGGCAAGCCACAGCCUCAGAUCUCUCGUCCUGUUACUAGAAGUUUCUGCGCUCAAUUACUUGCAAAUGCACAAGCAGCUGCAGCAGCUGAAAAUAACAAGAAAGCAGUCUGUGUUAACGUUGAUGGAGCUCCCAUCAUCACCGAUGGAGGGGCAGCAGGCAAAGCACCUGUGGCAGCAAAGGCGGCAGCCCAGAAGAAAGUCACAAUUAAGCCAAAGCCUGAACAAGUGAUUGAGAUUAGCCCAGAUUCGGAAGAGGUUAAGCAAGAGAAGCCUGUGAGCAAGAAAAAGGGCAGAGAAGGUUCAUCAAAGAAAAAUGUUAAAACCAUGACUUCUAUCCUUACUGCUAGGAGCAAGGUAGCUUGUGGCUUGACCAAUAAACCAAAGGAGCAGAUUGUUGACAUUGAUGCAGCAGAUGCUGGUAAUGACCUGGCUGCAGUGGAAUAUGUGGAGGACAUUUACAAGUUCUAUAAAUUGAUUGAGAGCGAGAGCCAAGUUCAUGACUAUAUGGAUUCCCAAGCCGAGAUAAAUGAGAAGAUGAGAGCCAUCUUGGUGGACUGGUUGAUUGAAGUUCACCACAAAUUUGAGCUUAUGCCAGAGACUCUGUACCUCACAAUCAACAUUGUUGAUCGUUUCCUUUCAAUCAAGACUGUGCCAAGAAGGGAACUGCAGUUGGUGGGCAUCAGUGCUAUGCUUAUGGCCUCCAAAUAUGAAGAAAUUUGGGCCCCAGAGGUGAAUGACUUCGUUUGCAUCUCAGACAGAGCAUACACGCAUCAACAAAUACUGAUGAUGGAGAAAGCCAUACUGGGCAAGCUGGAAUGGACCUUGACAGUCCCCACACCUUAUGUUUUCCUUGUCCGAUUCGUUAAGGCCUCGAUCCCUGAUACGCAGAUGGAACACAUGGUCUAUUUCUUUGCUGAGCUUGGAUUGACUAAUUAUGUCACCAUGAUGUACUGCCCAUCAAUGCUUGCUGCCUCAGCAGUCUAUGCUGCUAGGUGCACCCUGAGCAAGAGCCCUGUUUGGGAUGAAACACUGAAAGUUCACACGGGUUACUCAGAGACACAGCUGCUUGGUUGUGCCAAGCUCCUUGUGAGUUUCCACUCCAUUGCUGCAGAGAACAAGCUUAAGGUGGUGUACAGAAAGUAUUCCCAGCCUCAGCGAAGUGGGGUAUCACUCCUUCCACCUGCAAAAUCUCUCUUGGCUGCAUCAUGAAGAGGACCACAAUUUGGAGUUGGUGGUGUGAUCCACCUGUUUUUCAAUCACAUUUCCGUUAUGUGAGGAAUGGAUCAUUGGCCUGUGAUGAUCUUCUUCAGGGGGUGGCAUCUCUUGUGUUUGUUUGGUACUAAUUUGACAUUUUCUAGGUUUAGUUAAUUACCCUAAAUUGUGGUUUGCCAUACAGAAAAUUCAAAUUAAAUUUAUCCAUUUAGUUUUAAGAAUUUGUUUGUUUUUUUUUUUUUUUUGGUCUUUGUGUAUGGGCCCAACAGCAGUGUUAAAAUGGAUCCUCUGAUUUUUUAUCAGUUGUAAUGGAUACCAGCAAUCCCGCUGAAAAUCAAUGAAUUCAUGUUAUGGGACAUAGAGAGAAUUUGAAGGAAAA
Messenger RNA from Vitis riparia (riverbank grape), 1976 nucleotides. Its product is annotated as G2/mitotic-specific cyclin S13-7-like. Gene Ontology annotation, biological process: mitotic cell cycle phase transition; regulation of cyclin-dependent protein serine/threonine kinase activity. Lineage: Eukaryota; Viridiplantae; Streptophyta; Magnoliopsida; Vitales; Vitaceae. Gene Ontology annotation, molecular function: cyclin-dependent protein serine/threonine kinase regulator activity. The record is from RefSeq and is a predicted model, not a curated record. The transcript is spliced from 9 exons. Gene Ontology annotation, cellular component: centrosome; cyclin-dependent protein kinase holoenzyme complex; nucleus. The coding region runs from base 233 to 1594 and encodes 453 amino acids.